Molecule: messenger RNA, 4724 nt
Organism: Amoebophrya sp. A25
Lineage: Eukaryota; Dinophyceae; Syndiniales; Amoebophryaceae
Source: the annotation of a GenBank genome assembly
CUUCCCCUCAUUUAAUUGUGAAAUUAUCAUUAAGGUUUUCUUUUCUCUUCCCAAAUAUCCCAUCCCCUCUCACUUCCCGACUAUGAUCCAAGGAACUGUGGAACUAGUACUUCUCGUGGUUUAUCCUGUCCCAUGCAUGCAAAAAUAAGAUUUCAAGAAAUUUAGUCUCGUCUGCUUUUUAGCAAAAAUAUGAUUUCAGUAAAUUUGAUCUCGUUUGCUCUCCUGGUGUAGUCUCUCCAUAAUAUUAGCUUGUGUCGUGCUCUCCAUAAUAUUUCAAUAUCCCACUGUACUUCUCUUGUUUUUAAGAAAAUGAAGUCGUCUGCCUCUCCCGACCCUUUCGGGUCUACGGAGAAUCACUGCAAAGCACCGAGAACGUUCCGAAGAAGAACGAACGUCUCAGGUCGUAGAAGAAGAUCGAAUGCGACAGGUGCUUUAAUGCUCUUCGGUGGAGGACUCCAAGUCUCAGAUCUCAUGACUCUCGCUAGUGGAGCCCCAACCAAUACUGGCCACGCGCAAUGUCCAUGCAUUACGCCCGAUGUUAACCCAUGGAAGGACGCAGGGAGUGGGAAAGUAAUUCUAACCUUGGAUCUACUUUAAAAAAUAGUUGUCCGUCAUCUAUAAUUUGCAUAUACUUAUAAUUUGCAUUUCCUUUGCACAAGUAGCUGUGCCUGCUGUGAAGUUUAGCUCUAGACCCUCAUACUUUGUUGUCUUAAAUCUUCUAUUUUCUUGUUCAGUUAAAAGCACGUGCCGGAUUGAAAGAUUACUUGUAUGACGCAAGCUACGGCUCAACGUAUUGUAGUGCAUGGGACUCCGAUAAGCCACCAACAUGUGCCUUAGCAGCUGGAACGGCUAUAGCGAACAGACCUGAUUGGUAUCUUCACAUGAGUCCUUAACUUGAUAUAUUUUAUUGUGUCUAGUAACGAGGAAAGUCGCUAUGCACGACUCGGACCCACCCAACAUCAUUAAAAAGCCAUCGGCGUGACUGUGAAAACUCAACAAUUUGAAUACUGUUUUUAAUCAUAGGUGUACCAAACAGUGGUGCUAUGUCGAUCAGAGCAAUUGUGCUGGCGCCUUCUCCGCUACUGCUGGAUCAUACUUCACGUCCGCAACCACCGUUGCACCACCUGGUGGCGGCGCCGCAGCGACUACGCUUUACUACAGUUACCAAACCUGCGGAGAGAGCAACAGCUUUGUAUCAUGGGAAAACCAGAACACAGAUGCCGGUCGCAUGAUCACCACAGUGGAGAACACGCUGAAGACCUUGAAGAGGGAACUCGAAACUCAUUGGGUGGAUUUGAACAAGAGUCUCAGUCCGAUCGACAAAUCACAAUGCACAGCGAGUUUCGAUUUGAAUUAUGAUGAAGGGGUUAUUAUACUUACUAAAUCUGGACCACUCCUUCUCCUGCAUCAGCACCCUAACAAGCCUUCUCCACCUCCUACACCAAGGCAACUCGUCAUGGUCUCCUCUAAUCUCCCACUUGUGUCGGCUGCCCUGCAGUCACGCCAGGCAGCAUAUGGAAUGGGGCGAGCAGCGCUAUAGAUUUCGACAAGACAGGAGCUUUUAUGAACGAUUCCACGGAUUUAGUUUUUCGGUGUAUGCAUGAUGCAGUUAAAACGCAAUUCUUGCGAGUAGCGAAUACCGAAUACGACAUGGCCGGGAAAAGUCGGAUCGCCUACCUAUACAUGGGUUUCAUGGAUAGUACUAAAACUAAUCUUUUUUUUAUCCUCUUCUACAUCUUACUAACUGGGUGUAGGUCUACCUAGUACUAGAAGUGAUUUUAUUGUCCUUGUCGAAUGGAAAAGCACUUCAUCUAUUUAUCUAUAAGAUAAAGAUUCUUUACAUGAUCAACAGAAGGUGAUUACAUUCAAUGGCCGGCGAUGCAGUGGACUAGAGGUACUUACGACCCUCGGUUUCGGCCAUGGUAUUCGAUGAUUGCCAGUGGGCCCAAGAAUGUCAUUGUGGUACUACUACUUCUACUUGUGGAUAUUUUUAUUUCAAAAAAAAUUUGGAAAGGACAACUGCCACUCAAAAGAAAGAAAGGUUAGAGGCAAGAUUACUUGGUUUUUGUUCCUCGGUAGUACACGGUUAUGCAUGUUGAUGUUACUUGUCGUUCUAAAUCUUGUCUUUGAAGAAGAAAAGAACGGAAGUACGAGAAACAUAUUCAUGCUGCGCAAGAACCCUCAACAACUGAAAUUUUCAGGUAAUCGACAUUUCUGGGUCUAUGUCACAGCAGAAUCGCUUUCCGCUCGCCAAGGAAGCAGCUCAGAAAGUGCUUGGGACGUUGACUUGGCUGGAUUACUUCACUGUGAUGGCGUUUUCUUCUAGCGUAAAAGGUUUAUCCCCGCAUCUUGUACCAGCAACACAGGACAACAUCAACAACGCGAAUAGCUGGAUCAACGCGCUGGCGACAGGAGGAACGACUAAUUUCCGGGAUUCAUUAUCAAAAGCGUUUGAAAUCGGCAAAAGGGCUGCGGUUUUUGAUUAUGAGAAUGGUGUUGAAGAUAUUUUUAGUGCGUUUUGAAAGUAAGGAGUCGGGGCACUUCCACUUAUUAUUUAUCAUGCUUGUUAUAUAGAUAUGACUCAGGGCCGAGCGGCCCCCUCCCCUCCCCCCCUGUGGUCUGGUCUGUGGUGGCGCGCCCGCUCGGUGGUCUGGUCUGUGGGGGGGGGGCGUCGCCCCGCGCCCUGGAACAUAUAUAAUCAUGCAGGAGAGAGUCAUUGCCAUGUCGUAACCGUGAUAUGUUCUGAGUGGUAAUGUUGAGGUUGCAGUAGAUUCUUGCAAAGUAUAGCUGCUGAUCCUUUGUAGAUGAAGUAAGUACUUACAACGCGAUCCCGAUCAAUCUAGCGCUAAUCCAAAGGCGGCAGCAGCGAUCCAGACCGAUGUUUCUCUGCGCAGUGCAAGACUGUCAUUCUCUUCCUCUCUGACGGCCAACCCGACAGCUGGGGAGGGAAUGAUUAUGCAACUCUAUCCUCUGAAGCUUCCGGAACGGACAUCAAGCUUUUUACCUACGCUCUUGGGAGUGGCGCAGAUACGUCUGUUCUGGCGCAAUUAGCCAGCAAUCAUCAGGGAGAGAUGAAGCAAGUCACGGAUGGAGGAAACUUGGUUCCAAUUUUUCAAUACAAUUUACAAUACAAUUAAUAAAUAUCGCACAAAGUUCAGUGCCGACUGCCUUAAGGGCGUCGUAGUGUUUCGCCACGCUGUUUUCCUUGAUGACCUGGCUGCGAAGAAUGUCUUUGAGUUGUAAUGAUGUUGUUGAGUUUCUCCUCCACCUUCUCAUUUCCAUCAUCUCUUUACACUCUUCAAUAAAACAAUCCUACCAGCCGAACAUAAUGGCAUCGUACUACAACUCGCUUGCGCAAGACCGGGAUAUCAACCUCGUACGGUGGAUGCGAUACAAGGAUAUUGUGUCCGGCACCUCUCUGCUCGCGGGUUGUGUCUCGAUCGAUGACACGAGGCCUAGCGUACCAUCGAAAACCCUUCUCGCAGUGGGUUGCAUGGAUGCAAAUGUCGUUGCCAGUCUGACACAGUUGGAGACUUUGACUGUUAAGAAUCUAACAAGUUGAACAGUCGCUCAUGAUCAUGAUAGAGUUCUUUAGGUUUAUCCACAAAUAAGAAACACCUACAGCAGAGUAGUUUAUAGCACGCAUGGUGCAUGGAGUAGCAUGGAGUGCAUGGAGCGCAGAGCUUUAAGGGGCGCAAGAAGCUCCCCCUUUAGCUCCGUGCUACUCCAUGUGAUCCAUGCACUCCAUGCCGUGCGAGCUGUGAAACCUUAUAAAUUGCUCUGCUACAGGAGACAUUGACUUCUCAUCCUAUGUUAAAUCUGACUGCUCAACAGUCAACAACAUCUUCUCCCUCUCCACCCAUUCCCACUCGCACUCCCGCUCCCUCUAAUACCUGCUACAUCGAUUUCCUGAAAAAGUACGAAGAAUCGAGUCGAAUGUGUGCGACUGGUGCCAACCCUUUCCUAGAGAUGACGAAUCUGCAAUGCUCUAGGAAAUGGGAAACUGUGAAGGCAUGCAGUGGUGGCGAAAAUUGUCUGGGUGAAGACGAGGACGAAGAUGACAGCGUGGAUGGUGCGAGGAUUGGGAUUAUCAUUUAUGAUUUACAACUAGGUACUAAAACUAAUUAUUUGAGCUUCUACUAGAGCUAGUACAGCUAUAAUAAAUUGCUAAAAAUAGAUUCCAUUAAAUAGAGCUGCACUGAAUUUACUCAUUGCAUUUGGUCUUUCUCUACUCAUGAUUCCCCCUCGUCCAGUCUUGAUGUAAUCCCUCAACAAUUUCAACAGCCUCUCUUCAACUAAAAUAUUAUACGUACCCUUUCUAAUCGCUUGGCGCCGUUUUCGCCGGAGUCGUUCUCUUGGGCGUCUGUUGCUUCGGCGCUGGUAAGAUCUGCAGCAAGUCCAAACAGAUGUCAACUCUACCAGGCUCUGCACCAGUGAGACCGAGUGGAGCCACUGCAGGACAGUACCAACAAAAUCAGUACCAAAAUCAGCAGUACCAACAUGGCGGAACAACAGCACAAUUCCAAAUGCAUUCGCCAGCGCCAUUUCAGCAGCAACAGAUGCACCCCGUCUACGUGGGGGGAGGCCAGCAGCCACAGCAUUUGUAUCACAGUCAGUUCGGGUCACCGCAGCCCUACGGCAACCAGAACCCGCAGUCAACGCCAGGGAGAGGCCAAGCAGAGCCGAUGAUUGUUGUUGUGGACAGGUCGAAGGAAGUGGCAUAG